UUCGACAUGGUUGUGCAUCAAUGAUUAUCACGCAGCGUAUAAAAUCCUGUUGUGUGACUGAACUCUUAAAGCUCGAAUUUUGACCUGGAGUAUCACAUGUUCAGAUAGUUUUACAUCUGCAGGCUCCUUAAAGUUCGCGGUCUUAUCAUCUAAGAAGCACACGCCCAGAGGAUCAACAUAAUCGUGUCCAUUAGUUAAAGUUGGAUCUUUUUUUUUGUCUUUCUAAGAACAAUUUCUAUCUUUGGUUGUUUUGUCUUCGUCACUUCCUUCUGCAGGUAUACAUGAUAUUUGUUUGUGUAUAUAAGAGAGGAGUAAACGGAUAUAGGUCAAGCCAUUUGAGGGAAUACGGCAAACUACGCUUGCUGUCUAUUUUAACAUUUAUUAUAAUGGUCUACUGUUAUAUUUGAUAAAGAGGAUUCAAACUAUUGGCAGUUGGAAUUAUGAGUGAAACUGGUGCUGAGUUUCUAAGCAAUUUGGAAAAAAAGUGACCUAAUAGCAAAGGACAGUCCUGAUUAAGUUUGCAUAUACAGUAAAAUGAAUCAGUCUUCUUCACCUUUGACGAAAUCUACUUCCUUGUCAUCGACUUCCUUGUCAUCGACUUCCUUGUCAUCGACUUCUUUGGAAUCGACUUCUGUCACCACUACAUCCAGCACAACGGUUGAAAGUGAAGCAACUUCGGAAAGCACAACUAAUAUUAUGUCUUCCAGCUCUACUGCUAAAAUACAUGAUAUACCUAGCUCUACGUCACCAGGAAAGGACGAGAAAGUUAAUAAUAUGACCUUAAUUAUUUGUAUAACAGUUGGGGUCAUAUGUUUUCUGGUUAUCGCGGCCUUGACCUUGUGCUAUUGGAAGAAGAAGAGAAGUCAGAUGCACACCUCCUUCUCAGUCAUGUAUGAGCGAUAUUUCGGAGUCAGACUCAGUCAGGCUUGUGCUGAUCCGAGGCCAAUCCGAAACAUGGAUGUUGCGUCUAGAAUUGGCUCCCCCAAUGAAGAUGUCGAAGAAAUUCCCUCCUGCAGUAACGAUCCUUCAAAUGUCAAAGACGUUCGAAAUGGUCAGAGAGCUGAGCGGCUUGAACACUCUCAAAUUAUGUAUCAAACAAACUACAUCAUUUUAGCCUCAUUAUCUGGGAAGCCGGACGAAGAAGUGUCCCAUGUCAAUUCUGAACCUUCAAAGGAGGAGAGCUCUAGCAGUUACAGCGUUGUAGAAGUAGCUCAUUCUGAUUCCAACUUUGAAGACAUCCUUUCCAACAGUCUACGUGAUAGCGUGUUGUUUGAUGGCACAGGCAAACCUUUACAAAGAUUUAAUCCUUCUAACGAAUCUAUUGAAAGUGUCACCGAAGAAAGAAGUUUUGGAAGUUGUAAGGCUUACGCCCAACUUGCAGACUACACCCACCCGGAAACACCUUGCAAAAUCAAAACACCGUCUCCGUUAAUCUUCUCCUCUCAAGAAUCACAGCAGAGUGUUUUUUCAGAUCUAAGCAUGUCCCUGCGCCCAGAGUCCAGUGUUUAUUAUUCGGAAGUAAAUGGUCCUGAUGGUGUGGAUGUUCCACAAGAAAGAGCAGCAAAUCCAGAUCUCUACUUUAAUACUGCUGUAAUCCAUUCGGAUUUAAUGAGACUCGCCCAUUCGCCUACUUCAAACAACAAAGUUGAUUCUCUGUCUGCUAAGUAUAUGAAUUUACGUAGUCCUUCUGACAGUUGUCAAAAUAAAAUUAAACCCCAAGGCCAUAAGGAAGUCGAGAACUCUCUGAAAGACCACGAUUACAGUGAAACUAGCAAUGAUGACUAUACUGGGGUCAAAAGCAAUAGAGCUUCGACUGAAUCAACGUUUUCGUACUUAUAUGAUAACAGUUUAUUUUAUAUUCAUGAAGAAAAUAAACCGUCAUUAACUUCAACAGACAUAGUCCACCCAGGUGUACAUUCAGACAUCAGUCAUCAUAAACCGCAGUCAGAGCAUUUCGUUUUAAAUGAAAGCAAAUAUGGUCAACAUGAAAAUCCCUCGUUUCAUGAUGAUGAGGUUGCGGUUUCGGAUACACACAAUCAAAACCUAUCUUUUGGUUGCUACGAUAAUAGAGAGUUAAAAAAUGACAAGAUAUAUUUAAACAUUAUGAGUCAUGAGCCUGGAAAUAAAAGUUUUUCCAAUGCAAAUCAUAAGAAUGAAAUACAAAAAGACUCAAGGGGUAAAAGUGAUCCUAGAGAAUCGUCAUCAGAUAUUUAUGACAAUAAUGCCAACAUUUCAACUAUGCUAACUUCUUUAGAUAAUAGAAAAUAGUUCAUUAUUCUCAAAACAAUAAAGGCAAUUUUUAGUAA
Messenger RNA from Biomphalaria glabrata, 2306 nucleotides. RefSeq names its product serine-rich adhesin for platelets-like. The coding region runs from base 535 to 2268 and encodes 577 amino acids. The record is from RefSeq and is a predicted model, not a curated record. The transcript has 2 exons. Lineage: Eukaryota; Metazoa; Mollusca; Gastropoda; Planorbidae.